UUGCCGGUGUCCCUGUGCCAGUGUCCCACUCCCGCUGUCCCUGUCCCGUUCCCGGUCCCCCCUCCCCUUGCCGGCCCGGGCCAUGGCCCCGGCCGUUCCCCUGUGCCGGGCGGGGCCGCCCCGUCCCCGGCCCUGGGCGGCCCGGCGCGGUCUCGCCCUCGCCCGGCUCCCGGCGCGCCGGUUGUGGCGCUGCUGGGCGCUCCUGUGGGGCUGGCUGUGGGACGGGCUCGGCCUCGCCGCCCCUUGGCUCCGCCUGGCUCGAGCCCGGCGCCUGCCGGGGCCGGCGGGGGCCGCGGGCGCCGCGGCCGCUGCCGCCUCCUCGGCGGCUUCCCCGGCCAGAGCUCCGCCGCUCGCCAGCCCGGCCGCCGGCAGCGAGCCGCCGCUGCCCGCUGCGGCUGGGGAAGCCCGGCCCGGGCCGCUUGAGGGGCGCUCGGGGGCCGUGCCGGGCCCCGGCCCCAACGCUGACGGCCACGUCUCGCCCGCACCGAAGGCCAAGGAGCCGCUGCACGAGCGCUACCGGCUGCAUUCGCUGCUGGGCAGCGGCGGCUUCGGCCGCGUCUACGCGGGGACCUGCCUGGCGGACGGAGCCCCGGUGAGUGCAGCAGGAGGAGGAGGAGGAGGAGGAGGAGGAGGGCGGGACGGGCGGCGAGCUCAACCCGCCCUUCCCCUCGGCUUGCAGGUGGCCAUCAAAGCCGUGUCCCGGGAUGGCAUCCGGCGCUGGGGCGAGCUGCCUGACGGCACCCGGGCCCCCCUGGAGAUCGUGCUGCUGGACAAGGUGUCCAAUGGCUUCCCUGGUGUCAUCCAGCUCCUGGAGUGGUUCGAGCUCCCCAACGGGUUCCUGUUGGUGAUGGAGCAUCCGGAGCCGUCUCAGGACCUCUCUCGCUUACUGAGGGCGUGGGGGUUCCUGCCGGAGGAGAUGGCGUGGGGGCUGUUCCGCCAGGUGCUGCAGGCCGUGCGGCACUGCACCAGCUGCGGCGUCCUGCACCGGGACAUCAAGCCCCAGAACAUCCUCCUCCACCUGGCCAGCGGCGAGGCCAAGCUCCUCGACUUUGGAUGUGGCACCUUCCUUAAGGACACGGUCUACACCCAGUUUGCAGGUGAGCCCACAGCCGGGGGAUGCUCCUGGUGCCGGGCAUCGCAUGGCCAUGCCCAGGUGUGGCAGUGGAGAUUGCCCCUUUGGCCGAGGGGGAACAGGAUUAGUUCUUCAGCCAAGUUGCUUUUGGAUGGGGCUGGGGGGUUACAGGCUUCCGCUGCCCUCUUGGACACCAGCGGCUUCUUCUCCAACCCAGAGUUUGUAACCAAGAGAACACUGUCAUACAGCCCGCCAGAGUGGAUCUACCUCAAGCGCUACCACGGCGAGGAGGCGACCAUCUGGUCCCUGGGCAUCCUGCUCUACCAGAUGGUCUGCGGGAAGCACCCUUUCCGCAAAGGCCCCAACACCAUCUGGGCCCAGCUCCCGUUCCCAGCACGGGUCUCUCCAGGCUGCCAGCACCUUAUCAGGUGGUGUUUGUCCAUCCGCCCCUCGGACAGGCCAGCACUGGAAGACCUGUUGUGCCAUCCUUGGGUGCAGGGCAUUCCCCUGCCCUAG
This is a messenger RNA of Pseudopipra pipra, 1588 nucleotides long. Its product is annotated as serine/threonine-protein kinase pim-1-like. Gene Ontology annotation, cellular component: cytoplasm. Gene Ontology annotation, molecular function: protein serine/threonine kinase activity; ATP binding. NCBI's taxonomy places the organism in Eukaryota, Metazoa, Chordata, Aves, Passeriformes, Pipridae. The transcript is spliced from 5 exons. The coding region runs from base 83 to 1588 and encodes 501 amino acids. The record is from RefSeq and is a predicted model, not a curated record. Gene Ontology annotation, biological process: protein autophosphorylation.